Vicia villosa (hairy vetch) is the source of this 792-nucleotide messenger RNA. RefSeq lists its product as uncharacterized. The transcript is spliced from 3 exons. NCBI's taxonomy places the organism in Eukaryota, Viridiplantae, Streptophyta, Magnoliopsida, Fabales, Fabaceae. The record is from RefSeq and is a predicted model, not a curated record. The coding region runs from base 1 to 792 and encodes 263 amino acids.
AUGAUUGCUCAGAUAUAUGUGGAUAACAUAGUGUUUGGAGGAAUGUCAGAUACAAUGGUAAAACACUUUGUUGGUCAAAUGCAGACCGAAUUUGAAAUGAGUAUGGUUGGGGAACUGACUUACUUUCUUGGUCUUCAAACCAAGCAAAUGGAAGACUCUACAUUCAUGUCUCAAAGCAAAUAUGCCAAGAAUAUAGUAAAGAAAUUUGGUAUGGACAAUGCAAGUCACAAAAGAACUCCUGCACCAACACAUCAAAAGCUAUCCAAAGAUGAAGGGGGCAUAAGUGUUGACCAGAGUCUGUACAGAAGCAUGAUUGGAAGCUUGUUAUAUCUGACAGCCAGCAGACCAGAUAUUACAUUUGCAGUUGGAGUGUGUGCCAGAUAUCAAGCAGAGCCAAAGGCAAGUCACUUGAAUCAAGUCAAGCGAAUUCUUAAAUAUGUAAACCGGACUUCAGACUAUGGCAUCCUGUACACCAAUGGAAGUGACCCUGUCUUGACUGGAUAUUGUGAUGCUGACUGGGCUGGAAGUGUUGAUGACAGAAAAAGCACAUCUGGAGGAUGUUUCUUUCUAGGUAGCAACCUUAUAUCAUGUGCUAUAAAUAUCUCCAAAAGUCCAAUUCAGAAUAGCAGAACGAAACAUAUUGAUAUCCGACACCACUUUAUCAGAGAGCUUGUCGAAGACAAGGUAAUUUGCCUAGAGCACAUAAACAGUGAACUUCAGCUAGCUGACAUCUUUACAAAAGCUCUUGAAGCUACACAGUUUGAGAACUUGCGAAGUUGCAUAUAUGUGUGA